AUCAAACCCCCUAUUCUCACCAUCAUCAUAUUCACCAUUAUCUCAGGGACUAUCAUAGUACUAAUAAGCUCUCACUGAUUAACAAUUUGAAUCGGAUUUGAAAUAAACAUAUUAGCUAUCAUCCCCAUCUUAAUAAAAAAAUUUAGUCCACGAGCAGUAGAAGCAGCAACAAAAUACUUUCUCACCCAAGCCACCGCAUCUAUACUUCUCAUAUUGGGAAUUAUCAUAAACCUACUACUAACAGGACAAUGAACGGUUCUAAACACCCUAAACCCAAUUGUAUCUAACAUAAUAACAAUAGCACUAGCAAUAAAAUUAGGACUAUCACCCUUUCACUUCUGAGUACCUGAAGUAACCCAAGGAAUCCCAUUAUCAUCAGGAAUAAUUUUACUCACUUGACAAAAAAUCGCCCCUCUAUCCAUCCUAUACCAAAUAGCCCCCUCCAUAAACCCAUAUCUACUAAUAACCAUAGCAUUCAUAUCUAUUUUAACCGGAGGAUGAGGGGGCCUUAACCAAACACAAUUACGAAAAAUCAUAGCCUACUCAUCAAUCGCGCACAUAGGAUGAAUAAUCGCCGCAACAACAUAUAACCCAACCCUAAUACUAUUAAACCUCACAAUUUACAUUACAAUAACACUAGGGACAUUUAUGCUAUUCAUAUUCAACUCAUCUACAACUACACUAUCACUAUCCCUAACAUGAAACAAACUACCACUAAUCACCUCACUAAUCCUAAUCAUUAUACUAUCACUAGGAGGCUUGCCACCCCUCUCAGGCUUCAUACCUAAAUGAAUAAUCAUCCACGAACUCACAAAAAAUAACAUAAUCAUCGCAGCAAUACUCAUAACAAUAACAGCUCUACUAAACUUAUACUUUUACAUACGACUAACAUACGCAACAGCACUAACCAUAUUUCCCUCAACAAAUAACAUAAAAAUAAAAUGACAAUUCGAAAACACAAAAAGUACAGCCCUAUUACCCCCACUAAUUAUAAUCUCAACUAUACUGCUCCCUCUCACCCCAAUAAUAUCAACGCUAUUCU
Molecule: messenger RNA, 1042 nt
Organism: Mustela erminea (ermine)
Lineage: Eukaryota; Metazoa; Chordata; Mammalia; Carnivora; Mustelidae
Source: the annotation of a RefSeq genome assembly